AUGUCGCCAGCUGAGACUAAGGCCGAACCCGUCGACGAGGUCGAGUUCGGCGAUAACAUCGACAUGAACACUUUCGAGCAAAUUCUGGAGAUGGACGAGCCAGGCGAUUGCGAGUUUAGCCACUCCAUUGUUUUCGGCUUUUUCGAACAGGCAGAAGAGACUUUUGGACAGAUUGAUACCGCAUUGGAUGAGAAAAAUCUUGAAGAACUGUCAUCUCUCGGCCACUUCCUCAAGGGUUCUUCAGCGACACUGGGACUCGUCAAGGUCAGGGACGGAUGUGAAGCGAUCCAGCGAUAUGGCAAGAAUGAGAAUUUGGAUGGCUCUACCCUAGAUGAUGACGAGAAGUGCCUAGAGCUCAUCCGAGACUCCUUCACCGUUGUUAAGAAAGAUUACGACGUGGUAAAGGAGCAACUGGAGAAGUACUAUGAGAACAAGGAAUAA
Fusarium coffeatum is the source of this 441-nucleotide messenger RNA. RefSeq lists its product as uncharacterized. The transcript has 3 exons. Gene Ontology annotation, molecular function: histidine phosphotransfer kinase activity; protein histidine kinase binding. Gene Ontology annotation, biological process: phosphorylation; phosphorelay signal transduction system. Gene Ontology annotation, cellular component: nucleus; cytoplasm. The coding region runs from base 1 to 441 and encodes 146 amino acids. The record is from RefSeq and is a predicted model, not a curated record. Lineage: Eukaryota; Fungi; Ascomycota; Sordariomycetes; Hypocreales; Nectriaceae.